AUGGCGGAUAGCCUCAUGGAUGUCUACUGGGAGUGUGUCUUCCCAUUAUAUCCGUUUCUUGUCCCGGCUGAGAUGAAAAACGAAUAUACGAAAAUAUGGACUGGCGAUAGUCUGGAGUAUGAUGAAAACAUGCUGAUGUGCACGCUGAACGUCAUAUUCGCCUUAGCAAGUCAGUUGGCCGAUUUUGUCCCACCUAAGGAGCGAGAAGCAUCAGCAAAUGCCUUUUUCUCGCGGGCCAAGGGCCUAUUUCAAUUCAAUCUUUGGGAUACUGGAUCGGCAGGUUUGAUUCAAUGCUUGCUUCUCAUGGCCCAGUAUCUGCAAAGUACAGAUUCUGCACAUCAAUGCUGGAUUGUUACUGGACUCGCGAUACGUAAUGCUCAAAGUUUGGGGCUCCAUCUUCCUCAGAACAUUGCGCGCCUUCGGAGUUUUCAAGAGCAACAACUAGCGCGCAAAAUAUGGCACGGUUGUAUUCUAAUGGAUCGUGUCAUAUCUAUGACAUUUGGUCGGCCUGCCAUGAUCUCAAAGGCCUCUAGUGGGGCGGUUCCCUUGCCAGCCGCCGUUGACGAUGAAUAUAUCCCGUCUGGGUCAAACAAAGAGGUUUCCCAGCCCCUCGAUCGACCAUCAAUGAUGGCAUUCUACGCUAAAUCAUUAGAACUUUACGAGAUCAUGAACGAUGUGCUUCUUAGCCUUUACAAACCAAUCUCCGACGAUCAUGCUGAAGAUGUUCAUGACUUCUAUUUCGAUAAUGUCGCAAGCGAGGGAGAGCGGACUAUCUUUGAGCUCGACCGCUCGCUCACUCGAUGGACACGAAGCCUUCCUCCACACCUGCGUGGAGAUUCUUCAACGGUACCCACAAGUCCUAUAUUUUACCGGCAAAGCAUUGUCUUGCGUGCAAGGUUUCUCCACGUGCGGAUGCUUUUGUUUCGGCCAACCCUCUCUAAAUACUGCGCUGUUCGGGAUACUACGACAGCAUACCCAUUGGUCUCGACGAACGACUCUUUCCCCCAUCGUGUUGCGCUUCAGUGCUCCAUCAUAUGUGUCAAAGCUGCUCAAGAGUCUAUCGAACUAAUAUAUAAUAACGUCCCUGCCGACGGAACUGGCGGCCCCUUGCCGGCCUGGUGGUAUAACAUCCUUUGUUCGUAUAGGUCUACCCCUGGCAUCUCCUUCGGCAUUCUGACUUAUAUAGAUGUUUAUACUUCUGCGACUGUCUUGAUCGCUGGCCGUUUGUGCGCGGCGAUCCUUGCUGAGGUUACAGAAAGCUCAGUUGUCCAGUCCUGGAACCACGCAUUGGAGGUUCUUCGCAAAUACCAAACGUAUAGCACAUCCGCUCGUCGAUGUGUAGCGGCCCUUGAAAUUCUAUAUGAACAAGUCGCCUCUGAAGGUCUACUGCAUAUCAGCCAUAUGCCUAGUCAUGAGACAAGGGUCAACUCAAGUGCAGGGAACGAUAUGUCAUUUGGCGAAGGAAUGAACGCGGCGAUCUUAGAUGGCUUUGAGUUUCCUGAUUUUCAAGACAUGUCAUGGUUAAACAGUGUUCCAAGCAACUUUUUCUAG
Messenger RNA from Penicillium coprophilum, 1551 nucleotides. Its product is annotated as transcription factor domain-containing protein. The transcript is spliced from 3 exons. The record is from RefSeq and is a predicted model, not a curated record. Gene Ontology annotation, molecular function: zinc ion binding; RNA polymerase II cis-regulatory region sequence-specific DNA binding; DNA-binding transcription factor activity, RNA polymerase II-specific. Gene Ontology annotation, cellular component: nucleus. NCBI's taxonomy places the organism in Eukaryota, Fungi, Ascomycota, Eurotiomycetes, Eurotiales, Aspergillaceae. Gene Ontology annotation, biological process: positive regulation of transcription from RNA polymerase II promoter by galactose; DNA-templated transcription. Bases 1 to 1551 code for a protein of 516 amino acids.